Molecule: messenger RNA, 4201 nt
Organism: Echinops telfairi (small Madagascar hedgehog)
Lineage: Eukaryota; Metazoa; Chordata; Mammalia; Afrosoricida; Tenrecidae
Gene: RNF19A
Product: ring finger protein 19A, RBR E3 ubiquitin protein ligase
Exons: 9
Coding region: 166-2607 (813 amino acids)
Biological process (GO): positive regulation of proteasomal ubiquitin-dependent protein catabolic process; ubiquitin-dependent protein catabolic process; protein polyubiquitination
Cellular component (GO): cytoplasm; ubiquitin ligase complex
Molecular function (GO): ubiquitin protein ligase activity; ubiquitin conjugating enzyme binding; zinc ion binding
Source: RefSeq, a predicted model, not a curated record
UAUGAUAGCAAUCUCCUGUAAGUCGGACUUUUUCAAGAAUUCUCUGAAGAAACCAAAUAAUGAUUUUCUUACAUCAUGACUUAAUCUGAAUGCAGGAGCAAAAUAAGUUUUGUCUUUAAAUAUAAUGAAGGGUUGUGUGUAAACACGGACCCUGACUUAAUUCUAAUGAGCAUUUUAGACAUGAGCUUACAUCGGCAAAUGGGUUCAGAUCGAGAUCUCCAGUCUUCUGCUUCAUCUGUGAGCUUGCCUUCGGUCAAAAAGGCACCCAAGAAAAGAAGAAUUUCAAUAGGCUCUCUGUUCCGGAGAAAAAAGGACAAUAAACGGAAAUCAAGGGAGCUAAAUGGCGGGGUGGAUGGAAUUGCGAGUAUUGAAAGUAUACAUUCUGAAAUGUGUAUUGAUAAGAACUCCAUUUUCUCUACAAAUACCUCCUCUGACAAUGGAUUGACUUCUAUCAGCAAACAAGUUGGAGACUUUAUAGAGUGCCCUUUGUGCCUGCUGCGGCAUUCUAAAGACAGAUUUCCUGAGAUAAUGACUUGCCAUCACCGAUCUUGUGUGGAUUGCUUGCGACAAUAUCUACGGAUAGAAAUCUCCGAAAGCAGAGUUAAUAUCAGUUGUCCAGAAUGUACUGAACGGUUUAAUCCCCACGAUAUUCGCUUGAUAUUAAGUGACGAUGUCUUAAUGGAGAAAUAUGAAGAAUUUAUGCUUAGACGGUGGCUUGUGGCAGAUCCAGAUUGUAGGUGGUGUCCGGCACCAGACUGUGGAUACGCUGUGAUAGCCUUUGGCUGUGCCAGCUGUCCAAAAUUAACUUGUGGGCGAGAAGGCUGCGGAACAGAGUUUUGCUACCACUGUAAACAGAUUUGGCAUCCUAAUCAGACCUGCGAUGCUGCCCGGCAAGAGAGAGCCCAGAGUUUACGUUUGAGAACUAUUCGUUCUUCUUCCAUUAGUUACAGCCAAGAAUCUGGAGCAGCAGCGGAUGACAUAAAGCCUUGCCCACGAUGUGCUGCCUAUAUAAUAAAGAUGAACGACGGGAGCUGCAAUCACAUGACGUGUGCAGUCUGUGGUUGUGAGUUUUGUUGGUUGUGUAUGAAAGAAAUCUCAGAUUUACAUUAUUUAAGUCCGUCAGGAUGUACUUUCUGGGGAAAGAAACCUUGGAGUCGAAAGAAGAAAAUACUGUGGCAACUGGGAACCCUUGUUGGUGCUCCUGUCGGAAUUGCUCUCAUCGCUGGCAUUGCUAUCCCUGCAAUGAUUAUUGGCAUUCCGGUGUAUGUGGGCCGGAAGAUUCACAAUCGAUACGAAGGCAAGGACGUUUCAAAGCACAAACGGAAUUUGGCCAUCGCAGGUGGGGUGACUUUGUCUGUGAUCGUGUCCCCAGUAGUAGCUGCAGUAACUGUAGGUAUCGGUGUUCCUAUUAUGCUAGCUUAUGUCUAUGGCGUUGUUCCAAUUUCUCUCUGUCGAAGUGGAGGUUGUGGAGUCUCAGCAGGAAAUGGAAAAGGAGUCAGGAUUGAAUUUGAUGAUGAAAAUGAUAUAAAUGUUGGCGGAACUAACACAGCUAUAGAUACAACUUCAGUAGCGGAAGCAAGACACAACCCUAGCAUAGGAGAGGGCAGUGUUGGCGGUCUGACCGGCAGUUUGAGUGCAAGUGGAAGUCACAUGGAUCGGAUCGGAGCCAUUCGAGACAACUUGAGUGAAACGGCCAGCACCAUGGCUCUCGCUGGAGCCAGUAUAACAGGGAGCCUGUCGGGGAGCGCCAUGGUGAACUGUUUCAAUAGGGUGGAAGUCCAAGCAGACGUGCAGAAGGAGCAGUACAGUCUGAGUGGCGAGUCGGGCACAGUCAGCCUGGGCACAGUUAGUGACAGUGCCAGCACCAAAGCAAUGGCAGGAUCUAUCCUGAAUUCCUACAUCCCGCUGGAAAAGGAGGGCAACAGUGUGGAGGUGCAGGUCGAUAUCGAGUCAAAGCCCUCCAAAUUCAGACACCACAGUGGAAGCAGUAGCGUGGAUGAUGGCAGUGCUGCCCGAAGUCAGACUGGCGCUUCGUCGAGUGGCCUGCCUGAUGGUAAAUCCAGUGCCACCAAGUGGUCCAAAGAAGCAACAACAGGGAAAAAAUCAAAAAGUGGCAAAUUGAGGAAAAAGGGUAACAUGAAGAUCAAUGAGACCAGAGAGGACAUGGACGCCCAGCUGUUGGAACAGCAAAGCACAAACUCGAGUGAAUUUGAGGCUCCGUCCCUCAGCGACAGCAUGCCUUCGGUUGCAGAUUCCCACUCGAGCCACUUCUCCGAAUUCAGUUGUUGUGACCUGGAGAGCGUGAAGACCUCGUGCAGCCACGGCUCCGGGGACUGCCACGCCCGCUUCGCUCCUGUGAGCAGCCUUCCCGAAGUGGAGCACGACCGUCUGGAGAACUCCCCCCAUCAGUGUAGCAUUGCUGUGCUCACCAAGAUGGCUCCGUGUUCCGAAGUCCCACAGACGAAUCCCGCUGCUGAGGAACACACCGGACACAGUGGAUUGGUGUCCCGUGUUGACUUAUAUUAUGCUGAUGCCCUAAAAGAAGCCAAUAACAAUCAUCCACACCAGACAUUGGACUUGAAAGUUGCAAUUCAGACUGAGAUUUAGGCCUCUGCAUGCUGCAAGAUGCUCACCACUGAACGACCGGGUGGGAAGCUGGUUGAAUGACCUGUGACUAAGUUUCAAGUUACCAGCAAGAGCCCGGUUUCCUAAUCAGAAAGCAGAUAUAUUUUAUGUGUUCAGCAAAGCAUUGUCUGUCAUGUGGGUAUUAGUUACCAAACUCUGAUGAAGGCUUUAAAAGUGCAUUAUAAGGACAGUAACUCUUAGAGAGUGAAGCAGGUCUUGUGCGUUUGCCACAAAACACUGCUGGAAGCACCUACGUGUGUACUUAGAUAGAAACGUGGCUUAACUUAUAAUCAGUGUAAAAUACUAACAAUAACAUUCUUAUGAAGAAAACUUGACGCUUAGGGAUCAGUGGUUAGUGACAUUUGAUUGAGACCACUAAAAGGAUACUGGCUAGAAGAACCUUGCAGGUUGCUUUUAGUGUAGUCUACUCCUUGUAACAUGUUUUCUUCAUAACUGGGCAUAAAUUUCUUUUUUUUCCUUAAUAUGCAAUGUGGAUAUAGAAAGCUUAAUGCAGCCCAUUUGCUACCAUUUGGAUACUUAGAUACUUUGAGCAAGAUUGUGGCAGUUAUUGCACAACUUUGAAAUAGAAACCUGGUACUCUGUAUAUCUUGUGUAUUAUUGACGCCAUCUUAGAAGAAAACUGUAAUGGUAGGUAAAUAAGUAUACUGACAACAACAAAUAAGAUCUAUCCCGCUGCAAAAUAAAAUCCCAGUCCUUUAUAAGUAUUAAAAAAGCAAGCCGCCUUUCACUGAGGGGAGUUUGCACCCCACUGGAUUCUCAGUGCCUUCGUGGCAGACUGGCCUGUAAGGACCUAGUCAUCUGAGGACUCUGCUGUGUUGUUCACCGCUCUGUCCUCUCUAGCCACCAUGGGUUAUGUAGAAAAUGAUAAGAAAUCUACGAACAUGAAUGUGAUUACUAAUAAUGCUGAAAAAGUAUUAGCCUACCAAAGACACACUCAGGCUUUCUUGAAUAACUUGACAUAACCUCCGUUUCUAAACGCAUGCGUGUCUACGCCAAAAGCAAGGUCAAGAGCAUGCUGCUGAGCUAGGCCGAGUGCAGCGUGGGAAGGGGGCCCCUCAGGCCGUUGGGUUUCUUUUCUUUCACUUCUGUUUGUGGCAGGUGUUCAGCAGACGUAAGGAGAAGUUGGCCAAAAUACUGCCUGCCUUUUCAUGCCCCACUCGGGGCUUCAAAAAGUCCACGGAAAAUUGGAAUUAAAAGAUAAUGGCGUUUCUUUCUCACAAACUCUUGAGAAGCGCCCUUGUAUAAUUUACUGAAAGCAGGAUAAUAACUUCAACAACAGCAGUGAAAAUGUCCCAUCCUGUGUUUGUUUUUUCUGAGUAUUGCCAUUCUGGUGCUACUGAGCAUUUUCCUUUAAGAAAGAGGGAAAUGCCAUGGGCUGCAGGCUUCUUCCAUCACUUUGCCUCAUGGGUCCAGGAACACGCUGAUAACACUAGUGCCAGUUACUUCAUUGGAUAAUGCUUCUUAGGGCAUUUGUAUAUGUGUUGUUUGCAUUCCAGUUGUGUUCAGUAAUGAGUGUGUAAAUUGCAUACAUUAAAUAAAUGUAAAUACUAAUGUA